AUGUUAAGACAAGCACGCAUUGGUAUAUCCUUUACAGGACAACUUGUGUACUAUCAGCCUGUUCCGCUCCCAAAUUAUCCUCACUUGGAGCCGGCGACUUUCUCUUCACCAAAGGAAUGUCGUAAUGAUGCCUCCAUCCUCGACGCCGCCGAGCGGAACUCAAGAGUCCCAUUUCUCCUGCUUCCUGUUGAACUCCAACUGCAGAUUGUUCACACGGUUGUGGACAGCCCUAUCGAGUUUUCGCUAGGAAGUGAGCCGUAUUGGCAUACCUUCUGGGAGGACUACAAGGAGGACGAGGCUAAGCUCCAGAGAGGCUGGUUUCGGUAUUCAGCCGCAUAUAGCCUCAUCUUGACCUGUAAACGGUUUCAUGCGCUUGCCAUUCCCUUGCUCUACAGGACGGUGUCUCUGGAUAUCUCGCCUCACUGGUUAAAUUGCCCUCCCCAGGAGAAACUGUUCCGCACAGUAAUUUUACGCCGCCCUUUUCUACAGAAUUACGUCGAGCACUUGGCAGUAAAGGGAAAACCCCUAUGCAGCAAUAUCGCAAAGAUCGCAUGUGAGCUUCCUCGUUUAAGGACAUUGUCGAUGGAGCUGGCAAGAGAUGAGCCUGGGGUCUCAUCUGUGGGACCAACAAAAGAUCAAGCGAGAACCGCAAACUUCACGAAACUCCAAUUUCACAAUCUGCAUGCCCGACCUCAAUCCGUUAAAGAAUUUCUGGAGUGGCCUAGGCAACUACACCAGUUUGUCCUUAAUGAUAUGGUCUGUGAUGGUUAUAGCUGGGCUGAGGUUGAACCCGAUGCUGCCUACCGCUGGAAUCACACGCUGCUAGCCGACGCCUUGUCUCCUCAGAAAGACUACCUGACAGUUCUCGACCUUGGCUGGCUAGGCUACGAUCGAGAUCAAAAUGCCUUCCCAGUUUCGAAGUUCCCUUAUCUCCAAAGCAUGGCCUUAUGCGUGGCAUAUGAGCGUCCGAACGAACAAGCUUGUCGAAGCUGGCUGACGCCCUCGUUGAAAACACUUAUCUUAGACAUGCACACUAACGACUCUCAAGGUGGCCCUUUUUCUAACUUUAGGCAAAAUCAAGCUCAGAGCAUUAGGGAGUUUGCGAAGAUGGCACGGGAAUGGGCGGACGGAGGGAGAUUCGGCCUGGUGUGA
Molecule: messenger RNA, 1152 nt
Organism: Penicillium atrosanguineum
Lineage: Eukaryota; Fungi; Ascomycota; Eurotiomycetes; Eurotiales; Aspergillaceae
Exons: 3
Coding region: 1-1152 (383 amino acids)
Source: RefSeq, a predicted model, not a curated record